ACAGUGUGCAGAAUUAUCUCCCUUACCCGGAAGUUGAGAUUAUUUUGUGAUCUAAGUAAAUUUAACUUGGUAUGGCACCACAGCCUCUUGUCACUGGAGUUUCACCUAAAGAAGGACCACCAGGGACGAGGGUGACAAUCAGAGGUGAAAAUCUUGGCAAUGAUCCAAGAGAUCUGAUAGCUCUUAAGAUAUGUGGUGUGGAAUGUCUGUUGUCAGCAGAAUGGAAGUCAAGCAGUAAAAUUAUUGCCCGUACAGGAUCAGGGAAGGGUAAAGGUGACAUUAUUGUAUGCACAAAGUCUGGUGGAGUCGGCAGUUGUACAGUCGGAUUUAGGGGAUUUUUUAUACAAAUUGGUCCUUUACAAGAAUCAGCUGUCUGGAUAGAUGAGACUCAAACUGUUCUGAACCAACUUGGUCGCCGUGGUAACACUUCUCCUUUAGCUGGGAAAGAUGAUGAUGAUCCACUUGGAAUUUCUAAUGAAGGAACAAGAGCAAAAUCUGAAGAGGAAAUGUUAGAAAUAUUUCCCGAAAGUUCUGGUAACAUGUCAUUAGAGAAUUUCUCACCUGCCUGGUAUCUACUGGAAAAUCAUCAGAUGGCAAGUUUUGAAGAUCUGAAAUUAGGUUUGAACAACAUGCGUUUGAGUGCCAGGACAAGAUCAGAAGGCCCUAUAGCCUUUGUGAAGACAAACAUUGGUGCAAUUCUUGAUUGUCUGGACAGCCUGGAAACAAUGUAUGAGAAGUUUACAGAAGAUGAUAUACAGAGAGAGUGUAUCAGUUCCUAUGCUGUAUCACUGAUGCAGGCAAAGUCCUGUGCUGAUGGAUUAUUUCAAGAUGUAUUGGGACGUAAAGAUAAGGCUGAUGCUACUAGAAACGCCCUCAAUGUUUUACAGAGAUUUAAAUUUCUCUUUUAUCUACCACUCCAUAUAGAAAGAAACAUUCAAAAGGGAGAUUAUAAUCUGGUGAUUAAUGACUAUGUCAGGGCAAGGUCUCUAUUUGCUGAAACACAAGUCAAAGUUUUCCAAACUGGUGAGUAUUACUCAUUGUGUUCAUUAUUUUAA
Ruditapes philippinarum (Manila clam) is the source of this 1055-nucleotide messenger RNA. Its product is annotated as exocyst complex component 2-like. The transcript is spliced from 9 exons. The record is from RefSeq and is a predicted model, not a curated record. The coding region runs from base 72 to 1055 and encodes 327 amino acids. Lineage: Eukaryota; Metazoa; Mollusca; Bivalvia; Venerida; Veneridae. Gene Ontology annotation, biological process: Golgi to plasma membrane transport; exocytosis. Gene Ontology annotation, cellular component: exocyst.